This is a messenger RNA of Notechis scutatus (mainland tiger snake), 2083 nucleotides long. NCBI's taxonomy places the organism in Eukaryota, Metazoa, Chordata, Lepidosauria, Squamata, Elapidae. The record is from RefSeq and is a predicted model, not a curated record.
AAUUGGAUGAAAAUAUGCUCCGGUGUGUUGACAUUUUCACCAGCUACAUCAUUAAACUCAGGACAUUUAUGAUCAGGUUUCCUCAUAAGCCAUCCGGUGUCAUAAGCCAGCCCUGGGAUUCCAAAGAUAACCUACCCCAAAUGGAGCAAAGCCACUGGGAAAAAUUUGAUACAGAGCAAGCUGUCACUGAAGCCCUUCUAAGCAACAGAGUGCCAGAGGCACAAGUCUUUUUCCGUCUGACUCACAACCCUGCCCAGGAUCUUGGGCAGCUAACCCGGAUAGGUCUGGAGAUGGCCUACAAAAGCCUCCUGAAGAAAGACAUAAAUGAAGCUUCCAAACUUUUAAGGAACAUGGGCCUCAGUGUGAAGCAGCAACUGCACAAAAUUUGUUUCUAUACAACAGAUUACCACGUCCGGGACUUUUUGGUGCUCGUGCUACAAGAUGAAGAUGUUCUUCCUGAAACAGAGAAGGAGAUGAUAGACUUUGUGUAUGAGGUAGAAAAUAUUUAUUCAGGCACCUUCCAAAGAAAGGAAAAGAAUGCAGCCGGCUGCAGAUCUUGGAGAAAAGAACCAGACUCUGUCGAUGUGACUUCUUUGGAUUCUUUUCUGACUUGCACCCAAGACAGAAUUCAUAACUGGGAGCACAGGGUGAUGCUAAACUGGGCUGAGUGGUGGAAUCCAUCUCUACGGGAAAGGGUCCUUCUUCCUGUGAGAACUCAGGAAGCGGAGUUUAAGUUCCAUAACCCCGAGGCCCUCUGGAUGUAUCUGUCCUCUUGGCACGAUUGGGUGAAUAUCAGCUCGUGGAUUUCCGACUCUCCACCCAAAGGCGACCCUGCAAAGUGGCCCCCGCUCCCUUUAGAAGCCAUCGGACAAAAUGCAUUAUGCAGCCCUUACUUGCGCAAUGAAGUCUUGGACAUCCUAGCUAGAAAUGGGACUUUUGUGCCUGCGGAACUGGAGGACUUCGAGGGCCUUCUGCAACGGACGGCCUGUGCCGGAGGCGUGAUGCAGCAGCCCCACCCUCUCCCAGGCUACCUCUCGGCAGGCGGCUUAGAUUUUCACACCUGCUUUAUCCUUUAUUGCUUAGAACGGGGGCUGGACCACCUUCUCUACUCCUACGUGGAUUACUACCGUUUAUUUUCAUCAGACUGUCUCAUUUUGAACGAUAAAGAUCUCCGUGAAGCACAUCCUUGGUUUGAAUUUUUAGUGCAGUGUUGGGACAUUGCCAACAAUCCUGGAGAUGCAGACAAGAUUUUUCAGGCUAGCCUAGCAAAUGCCCAGAUCUUGAUUCCCAGCAACCAGGCCAGUGUGAGCACCAUGCUGUUGGAGGGACGAACCCUUCUUGCCCUGGCUACGACCAUGUUCGCCGGGGGAGGGAUUGACCAGAUUGUCCAGAAGGGAGACGGGAGAGAGAAGGUGGAUGCGCAGCUCUUCAGGAUGGCACUUGCUCCUUACCCCAAGCUUAGAGCUGCCCUCUUCCCUCAGGUCACUCCUCAUGGCAUCCCACCUUCCGACCUUUCUCUCUAUCACCUUGUUCAGUGCUUGGCUCCCUUUGAUUCCACCAAGUUGUUUGGCUGGCAGUCAGCAAAUACGCUGGCCAUUCCUGAUAUUUGCAAUGACCUGCCUCACUUCUCGUGCUCAGCUCUCGUAAACAAGCACGCUAUAAUAGAGCACCUUGACUUCUCCUACUACUUAUCUCACGAGCGUCCUUCGUUUGCUUUCGGGGCGUUUUUAGCUCAGCAGCUAUCCAAAAGCGACCUCCCAAAGGAGCUGGUCCAGCAAGUGGCUCACCAAGCCUACUCGGUGGCUCUCUCGGUUUUCUAUGCCCCUUCUCUUGCCGCAACCUCGGUCUGCUUCUUGGAAAUGCUGGGCCUGCAGAGUCUGAAACUCCGAGUGGACGUUAAAGCUGCCAACGUGAUUCUGGGCUUCAUGUCCAGGAAAGAGGAGCCACAGCACCUCUCCAUCCGACAGUCCUUGGUUGAAAAGCUAGGAGAGCUGGCUGAGGGAGAGAAAGCUGCAGCCGAAGAUCUUCUGGUCUGCUUAGAGGAAGCCGUCUGGGAUAAGGUUGACCAUCAGGAGAUUAAAAA